CAAGCCAUAGACGGGUAGUAGACGUUGCCCGUCUCCUUUUUCCGCUGUUGUUUUCCGGAGCUGCAUUUCUACCACAGAUAAGCACAAUACUGCCGCUCUGUAUUCGCGUGCAAGGGACUCGGUUUGGCCGAAAGAAAAAAAGUAAAGCGAAAUCCGCAUUCAUCGAUGGCAGAGUGGCGUCAGGGCCGGCGACUAAGCUGACGCCCACGCAAGAGCGGCGGUGUCGGUGUUGCGCGGAGCGCGCCAUGACGAGCUCGUGCUGCUUCUGACCGUCCCACGUUCCUUCAGGGGUCCGGCAGCGUCGAGUGCGCGCGCGCGCGACCGAGAUCAUGGCGAGCUAUCGUCGCGCCCAGCAAGAACUGGACGACGAUAGCCUGCGGAAAAAGUUGACCGGAUUCGGCGAAGACGUCGGUCCGAUCACAGACACUACGCGCGCUACGUACCAGCGACGGCUGUCGCAGCUUCAGCAGAACGGCACCAAGAGCAGCACCGCGCGAAGGAGCGGCAGCACCUCGUCGUCGGCGUACAGAAAUCUGGCCGCGCUAAGCUCCGAUGACAGCGACUACGACUCGGGCAGCGGUCAACGGAGCACGCGCCGCAGGUCCGCCGUGCCAGCGCGCAAAAAGACCGCGACAGCCCCCGAAAAGACGCCGCGGCGUUCGUUGCCCGCGUCGCCGCUCGAGCGGCCGGGCUUGCGGAGCCGCACCGUGCACACGUCUACUCGCGCUGAUGACUUCUCGGACACGGAUAGUGACCAUGCACUGCCCUCGCGAGCACACUACCAGCUACCGCUGCAGACGUCGCCGCUUUAUACUAGAACGACGCAUUACCACCUGCCCCAGACGCCGCCGCCGUCGUCGUACAACAGCAGCGGCAGCCUUCUGGUACACAAAUCUGACGAGACCAGUCGGGGCAAUGGCUACACGGCACUUGCAGAGCCAAAGCCCCGAUACCAGUGGGUCUCAUUUGUGCUGGUGCUAGCUGCUGCCUGUUUCUUUGCGUUCCUGGCUGCUGCAUACAUGGGUGUGCGCUACCCAUCUCAAUCAGGUCAGCUGCCUUCUGAUGCCAAGGUGCAAGGCAAGCCACGUGCGGACGCACCUUUUAAUGUCACACUCUGUGAGAACAACCGCGAGAAACCCUGUAUCUAUGAAAACGACGUACCAGCAGCCUUAGAACUGGCUGGACGCAUGCAGAAACUUCUGGGCCAGACUGCAGGCAAUUAUGAGUGUGGCCAGACACCAUACCGCUCCCUCACAAGUGCUACCUGCCUGGAGUUCCUGCGAGCCAACAGUGAAGCGCCCAUUACUGACACUGCCUUUCAAAACAGCUUGCUGUUGCUCUUUGAGAACCCUGCCUGGGGAAUCAAGCUUCUGGAUUCUGAUGGGCUGUUGCUGAGCACCUACACCCUGCCUGAUGCUGUGUCAGCCCUGGAGGCCAACCGAGCGGUUAAGUCCUUCUGGUGCUGCCUGCGCCUCGCAGCGCACAGCUUUCUCAACCAGAUCCUCAUGGUUGCUUUUGUAAUUGUGACCUUUGCGGCACUCUACGUGUGUGCGGUUUGGUACAAGGCACGGAGGGAUCGCUGGCAGCAGCAGAUCUACAAUCUCACCGAAAAGAUCACAGCCAUCGUGAAGGAGCACGCAGAGCAGCCAAACUGCAGGGACCCUUUCCUUGCUCAAGUGCAUGUACGGGACAUGCUUAUCAACCCUUCCCAACGGAAGCAGCUGAGCAGCCUGUGGCAGAGUGCGGUUGCAUUCCUCGAGCGGAAUGAAUCACGCCUGCGCACGGAACGCCAGCAGAUUGAGGGUGAGAGCUACCUGGUGUGGCGCUGGCUGGGGACGCCUUCCACACCGCGCUCCAAGGUGUGGCAGGGAAAAGCAUUCGAAAGCCAGAGCGGGGUCAUAGGUGCGCCCCUGGGACCCUCCUGUGUGCCGGCCACCUGCCUCAAGAUUCGCCACAUGUUCGACCCCGAAGUGGAGUACGAAGAUGACUGGCCCAAGCAGAUUGAGAAUGCGAUCCUAGAGAAGUGCGAGGGCAAUGCUGGCAUCGUGCACAUACAUGUGGAUACAGCAUCCCGAGAGGGCUGUGUCUACAUGAAGUGUGCCAGCUUGGAGUCAGCAGGACAAGCAUAUCGUGCCCUUCAUGGCUCAUGGUUCGAUGGGAACCUGAUCACAGUGAAGUACCUGCGGCUGGAGCGAUACCACGAUCGCUUUCCGGAGUCACGAUACUGCCACUCUUCGCUCCGGCCUAGCAAUUCAUUAAGGCUCUCAAUGGACAGCAUCCCACCUGAUCCCGAUGAGGACACACUUUGAGGAAGGCACACCUGGUGACUUUUAGGCCGAACGACUAAUUUACCACUCUUGCUUUGUUGCGGGCUUUUGGCAAGCGGUGCAGCUUGCCAGAGUUGCACAGAGCACAAAAAACUUUAAGCUUGAUUAUAAUAAUAAAAAAUGAUAAUUAACAACUGAAA
Molecule: messenger RNA, 2467 nt
Organism: Dermacentor silvarum
Lineage: Eukaryota; Metazoa; Arthropoda; Arachnida; Ixodida; Ixodidae
Gene: MAN1
Product: inner nuclear membrane protein Man1
Exons: 13
Coding region: 330-2309 (659 amino acids)
Biological process (GO): nuclear envelope organization; negative regulation of BMP signaling pathway
Cellular component (GO): nuclear inner membrane
Molecular function (GO): chromatin DNA binding
Source: RefSeq, a predicted model, not a curated record